AUGAACCCAUCACGGAAGUUGAAUCCAACCUCCAUCCCAGAGUCUCCACAAAUGCUCAUCGAAGAAAAUUUCCGGGACGAUUCAAGGGCCUCUCAAAUCUGCUCCAAGACGUUGAUAAAGAACCUUAGUAACUUGACUAUCAACGCUUGUAGCGAAUCUGCUUCCCCUCUACCGGAAACUUCACUCCCUCGACAGUCUGCAAAAGCAACAGUCCUCAGGGAAAUCACAGAUGAGUUGCUUUACAGGGGGAGAGGGGUAAGAACAUUGCUGUCUGUGCAGAGAGAAAAGCGCGCCCGGCCGAGAUACAUGUUACUCGGCAGAGUUCGUACGCAUGAAAGAAUACCAACAAACAAUGGGCUUAAGGGAGUUAAGAAGGAAUCAAGACCAUUCAAAUGUCCCUGCAGUUUCUGCGUGUCUAACGAAUGGGAUCCUUCUGAGAAUGCUAGAGUAGGGAAUUACGACACCAAGCCACUUCAGCCAUAAAUCUUAUUCUUGCACCUUUUUUUCUUGCUGGUAAUUUUAUAUAGCAGGUUGAGAAAGCUACUCUAUGCUAGUAUAGACUAUACACCAAUAAUUUUGAUAAUGAGUUAUAGGAUGUAUUUUUCUUCUUGUAUCUUUUUCUUCCUACUAUGAUACUAGUAAUUCAUAAGGGAUCUGUGUAAUCUCAAUGUGUUUGAAUAACUUUACCUCUACUGUU
Molecule: messenger RNA, 697 nt
Organism: Nomascus leucogenys (northern white-cheeked gibbon)
Lineage: Eukaryota; Metazoa; Chordata; Mammalia; Primates; Hylobatidae
Product: developmental pluripotency-associated protein 3-like
Biological process (GO): epigenetic programing of female pronucleus
Cellular component (GO): nucleus
Source: RefSeq, a predicted model, not a curated record